This is a messenger RNA of Penicillium oxalicum, 1479 nucleotides long. RefSeq names its product putative mRNA processing protein (Mss51). Gene Ontology annotation, cellular component: extrinsic component of mitochondrial inner membrane. Gene Ontology annotation, biological process: mitochondrial respiratory chain complex IV assembly. The transcript has 2 exons. The coding region runs from base 1 to 1479 and encodes 492 amino acids. NCBI's taxonomy places the organism in Eukaryota, Fungi, Ascomycota, Eurotiomycetes, Eurotiales, Aspergillaceae. The record is from RefSeq and is a predicted model, not a curated record.
AUGGCAGGAGGAUAUACCUGUUCUCAGUGCCUCCAGGUGCUUCGGCAAGGUGUCCGCACAGCUGGACACUCCGGUCGUUUACAGAGUCUCUCGCAUUCCCGCCGACGAGGCACCAUCUCCCCAUCAUGGACUCGCAGCUUCGGCUCCGAACGUAACAGCAACAGCCCGCGCAUUCUAGGCGUGAAAGCUCCCACCGACCAGGGGAAUGGCGUCUCUGCCAAAUCCAAUCAAACGGCCAUCAAGUCCUCCUCCUCCCCAGCCGCACCCAAAUCCUUCUCUCAGCGCGCAGCCUCCACAUCUGUCGACUCGCGAGCCCUCCUGAAACCCGAUAACCUCUUCCACUCGUUCACCAACUCGCCUUCACCUGCAAUUCGCCAACGCGCCGCGUUCAUCAAGCAGAACGCCUUUUGCCCACACCCCAGUCACCAACAGACUCGCGUGCCUUCCUCCCCUUAUGACCCGGAAGCUCGCAAGACCUCCCCUACGGACGAAUCGAGUCAGCCUCCUGCUCAUUCGCAUUUCGAAUGUCCCGACUGCGGCGUCCCGAUCUACUGUUCCGAGGGCCACUGGAUGGAUGAUUUUGAGGCUCAUCUGGAGGUGUGCGAGACUAUUCGGCAGAUCAAUGAGGAUGAUCACGAUCUGCACUCGGGCCGGUUCUUCCCUGAGUUUUUGUACCCGGGAGUGCAGGACGAUAACUACGUGAUCAAUAUGACCAAUUGGGAUACGUACAUGUAUACGCGGGAGUUUGAGGCGAUCAAUUCGGACCGGUCGAUGCGUCAGGUCACUCGCAUGCUGACGUACCCGCAAACCAUUGCGAGUGUCUUGCAUGAGUUGAGUCCGUAUAGUGUUCGGGGCAAGAACCGAUUGACAGCCGAGGGGUUGAAGAGUAUGAGCGAAUCUUUAUCCUGGGAGCGCGCGCCGAGUCCUCGCUUCCUCGCGAUGUCUGGUUGCAGCUCUCGUACAUCUUCCCGCGCGCGUGCCCUGCUGCACCUUGUCUUCAUCGGACCUGAAGCAAUGGCCAACCGCGAUGCCGAGUUCCCUCUUCCCGAGCGGACCCCUUCCAAUCCCUUCGGCGGGAUCGUUGAGGACCGUCUCGGUGGUCAGAUGAAGAUCACCACCUACGUGGAUUACUUCCACACCAUGUACGAGGCGCAGUACUUCCAGCCGUUUGACCCGUACUUGGACUGCUUCAUGCUGUUCCACCCGGGACUCGGCCACCCGGCUUCUUCCCACGAGUGGGCGCGCACUCUGCCCCAGCUGCUGGAAACCAAGGUGCCGAUUCUGUGCACGGGUUAUACCCAGUGGGACAUGGAGCGAGAUAUCAACUGGGUCCAUGAGAAGUGUGCCGGUGAAUUCGACAUGUUGUUGGAACCGGGUGAGAAUAUCUUCCGCAGUCUGCGGUGGGAUUUGAAUGAUAUGGAUCCUCAUGAUGUGACUUGUGGUAAUUGGGGAGUUUGGGGAUUCCGUGGAAAGAGGUAA